AUGGCGGGUGACACAGUUGCUAGUGCUUUAAAAUACACUUGGUAUUUAUCUAAUUUUUUUAUGUUGUGUCCUAGAUCACCUGAUGAAAAAAUUGUUCGUUCCGAAAGGACUUUUGUUCAAAAAGUUUUCGUCUACAUUUAUAACGUAGUCGCAGUUUCUGUUACAGUUUACAUGGUGUAUAUGACAGUUGGUGUUUAUAGAAUUAACAUAAAACUAAAUAUAGUCGCACAACUUGCUGAUCUCCUUUAUAAUUUGACUAAUAACGUAUCUGCAUUAACUUCAGUGUUCUGUUGUCUGUAUUAUCAAAACACAAUCACCGAAGUCGUGUUCAAAUUACACACAAUAGACAAAAAGUUAAGGCAGUUGCGGCUGUGGAAAUCCUACAAAAAUAUCCGCAUUUUUGUGGUCUGUGAAUUCCUGUUUAUAAUUUUUCUUUGGACUUCAUUCUUUAUCGCGUUUAUGUUACAUUGCGUUAACACAUUUUGGAAAUGUUUUUACCGUUGGACGAUUUUAUACACAACUAGUAAAAUGUCGCAAGUGAUGUUGUUGCAAUUUUUCGGAUUUGUUCUUGUUUUGACACACAAGCUUGACACACUUAACCUCAAUUUAAAACUGAUGUCUAAAGAACAGAAGCGUAAAUAUAACAUCGAUUCUACGAAAAUUCUGAAGCUUGUAGAACGAAUUAUUAAUGACAUAUGUGUUACUUAUAACGAUAUUCAAACAAUUUUUUCACUGCCUCUGUUAAUGAAAAUAUCGAGCCAGUUUGUUGUUAUUUUCUGUUGCUUGUAUUUUUGUAUCUUUGGGUAUAUUUAUGAAGAUCAUACUGGAAUGUCUACAUCGGCGUACGAUGUUUUUAUCCCUCUCAUAUCCGUGGUUAUAAAUUUAAUUGAAAUAUUAACUACUGUAAUUUUAUGUGAAUUAAUUCUACUGGAAUAUAGUCGCACUAAAAAGUUAUUGUACAGGAUCCCGGCCACAGAAACCAAUUUUAUGUUCAUUAAAAGAGUAAAUUUACUGUCUCUGCAGCUUAUACAUAAAAAAAUUCAGUUCAACGCAAGUGGAUUUUUCACGAUUGAUGGGUCCCUUUUGCACACGAUUGUGGGAGCUGUUACAGUUUACUUUGUAAUGAUUAUACAGUUUGAUAUAGCUACAAAAUAG
Zophobas morio is the source of this 1155-nucleotide messenger RNA. Its product is annotated as putative gustatory receptor 28b. The transcript has 3 exons. Gene Ontology annotation, biological process: sensory perception of taste; chemosensory behavior; male courtship behavior. NCBI's taxonomy places the organism in Eukaryota, Metazoa, Arthropoda, Insecta, Coleoptera, Tenebrionidae. The record is from RefSeq and is a predicted model, not a curated record. Gene Ontology annotation, cellular component: dendrite; membrane; axon. Bases 1 to 1155 code for a protein of 384 amino acids.